AAAAAAUGCUACAUCUCAGACAAUAUGGGAUUCGAUUGGCUAGCACAUCAGCAAUUUCAGGAACAACUAAACCAGGAAAAUUAUUAGAUUCAAUUAUAAGAGUAGAUCAUGCUGGAGAAUUAGGAGCAGAUAGAAUAUAUGCUGGACAAAUGGCUGUUUUAGGUAGAACUUCUGUUGGCCCAACUAUUCAACAUAUGUGGGAUCAAGAGAAAAAACAUCGUGCAAAAUUUGAAGAAUUAAUUACAAAAUAUCGUGUAAGACCCACUGUCUUAAUACCUAUUUGGAAUGUUGCUGGAUUUAUUCUUGGUGCUGGUACAGCACUUAUGGGAGAAAAAGCAGCUAUGGCUUGCACUGUAGCUGUUGAAACAGUAAUUACAGAGCAUUAUAAUGAUCAAUUGCGUGCAUUAGUAGAAAAUGAAGAAAAAGUAGAUGAAGAAAUUUUAGAAACAAUUAAAAAAUUCCGUGAUGAAGAACAAGAACAUCAUGACACAGGUAUAGAAUAUGGUGCAGAACAAGCCCCAUUUUAUCAAGCUUUAACAAAUAUUAUUAAAUUUGGUUGUAAAACUGCUAUAUCAAUAUCUAAAGUUAUAUAAUAUUAUUAUAAUCU
This is a messenger RNA of Apis mellifera (honey bee), 607 nucleotides long. It is a transcript of the gene Coq7, whose product is annotated as ubiquinone biosynthesis protein COQ7. NCBI's taxonomy places the organism in Eukaryota, Metazoa, Arthropoda, Insecta, Hymenoptera, Apidae. Gene Ontology annotation, biological process: regulation of gene expression; ubiquinone biosynthetic process; determination of adult lifespan. Gene Ontology annotation, cellular component: nucleus; mitochondrial inner membrane. The record is from RefSeq and is marked provisional. Gene Ontology annotation, molecular function: 3-demethoxyubiquinol 3-hydroxylase activity.